UAAGGGGAACAUUAACACUCUUCAAGCUCACUUUAGUUUAUGGUGGUUCGCGGAAGUAGCUCAGGUGGAAGGCAAGAAGGCAAAUGGGAACUCCGCCCUAGAUCUUGGCUGCUUAAUCGUUGACCCAAAGCCGUAGAAGCUGAAGCAAUUCAGUAGAACCUUUAAUUUCAUGCAUGGAUCAGCAGAACCUCAUCUAUAUCGUUUUAGCUGUGUCAGUGGUGGGUUGCGCUUGUCAACUCAUUCUUUGCUCUACAGUUAUUUAUCUUCUUGUGCACCUUAAGCGAGUUCAAAAGAAAGUCCAGCGUCUUUCUUUGAGGGAGAACAGUUCUUGUAACCUUAGCAGCAACGAAUCUUUACGCUUGAGAGAACUGCAUCUACUUCCCCUCCGGGCGCAGCAUGCACCAGGUGAAUCCAUCACUGUGUUACAUCGCAAUCCGCAUCCUUCAUUACCAGCACAGUUUAAAACUACAGCAGGAAACCUAAGACGAGAUAAUUUAGGUGAAGGUACAGAGAAGAACAGCAACCUGGAAGCAAACAACGAAGGAUUUGAUGCUUAGUUCACUGUGUCGACUGUGAACGCCAAGAGGUCUGAACAGAUGAAUGAAUUCUGUACUCGUCGUUUUCAGGAGCUAUCAGUACUAAAACUAAACAAAGUAAACAGAGGUAGUUCCGACAGCCAUAAGAGUCUCGUAAAAAGAGUUUAAAAACUACGCUUGUAAGCAUAACUGGCACAAGAUUGGUUACAUGUGAGAUAAGAUUACAAGCAAAUGGUGGUAUACAUGCAUGCGUUCGCUGAGGUCAUGCUUGGCUUAGUCAGUUUACCCUUAAUCGAGCAUUUAGAGGCCAUCGAAAACCGAAUGACUAAAAGGCGGGAUUGUCAGUAUUGCUUUCAGUGUCAGUUGGGAGUUCAACCAAUGGUCUAUGGCCGUGCAUGGACAUAUUUUUUCAUGCCUAACCCCUCAUGGAAUACCCUGUAUAUAGGAAAGCUGUGCAAUUAUCUCUAUCUAGUAACUCAUGGAAAUGAAUGACUCGAAAGAAGAAGGUACUUUUUCGGACAAAACAAUGAGAAAAGUCCCCCCCUAAAUGUCAUUAAUUAGAUAACAUUUCGAUUUCCAAAGACCUCAUUUGCACUGCGAAAGUAAAUGUACUUGGAUUGCGAUCCUAUGAUUAAUUCUAACGAGCAGUGCUUUCCUGAGUUUUUGCAAGUCUUACAAGAGAGCUCCAAUUAGUUAUCAGUACAGCAAAUAUGCAAGCUCAGCAGUAAUGCCGGGAUUAUUCCGAGUUCGUUUGCUAUUUUUACUGUGCCCACUAAAACACAACAUAGAUGAAAUAAGUUUCUAGUAAAAUAUUAACUCAUGGUACUAAGAAUGAUGCGCUAUUAAGGGACGCCGGAUUACAUUUAGUGAAAUUCCUUUUCUUCGACUAAAUUGGUUUUAAUUAAGUGACAUCAUUUCGAGAUUUCGUCUGGUUUCACUUUCAAAGAGCAUCAUCAAUAUUCUUAUAUCACUAUACUUAACCCAUAUUCAGAGUCACGUUUCGUCAGUUUAAAUAUUUAUGAACCAGCUCAUUACUAAAAAGGAAGAAUUCGACGCAUUCCGGCUCAGGAUCAUAUCGAGUGAAGUUUAUGAGAUAGAAAGAGAAGCAUCUCUUUCAAAGUAGCCUGAAUCAUUGUCAUGACCGUAGUCUCAUAAUUUGCAACUGAAGACAAGGCUCAUGAACCUGACAGAGAUCCUGACAGCGGUAGUGUGCGGCUGCUGUGGUCUCCUCUGCAUUGUCGUGCUGUAUCUGUGUGUCGUGGUGAGGAGAAUUCGUCGGGAGUUGAAUGAGCUCUCAAGAGACCAAAGCCCUCUUUACACUGAUGCCAACGACAACGCCGGGAAAACAAUCAAAGAUAAAGACGAGAACAAAAAAAGAAGCUCCUCGGCCGGGCGUUACGCCAUAGACCCUUGUGCAGGCAAGCUACUGAACAGGCCGGGAUCUAUUGCACGACUGGAACCGGACGAGACUGUCACGGUACUCGAGCGCACAAGACCUAAUAAAGAGAUUCCUGAUACUGGCACAGCGAGCACCUCUCAAGAAGCUGGCCCCAGCAAAGAGGGGAUCGCGUUACAGUUCGACAACGCAGCUUACGAGCCCGACGGUUUGCGGGACCAUUCCAGCCGCGAAAGUUCCGGUGAAUAUCGACACACCAACGACGAAUGCGAAGAUGAACAGCCAGUAUACGAAAACACUAACGAGCCGAUAGAUGAGCCAGUGUACCAGAACAGAGGUGACCUUGCCACUUUCAAUAACCCAGAAAGGCCUAGAUUACACACGAUGGAUAUCAUGGAAAUUGCCUAGUCUCAGAAACCCUGAGAUUGAUCAACUUAUAAAUAGAGAUGUCGGUGUUUCAUUGAACAAUGCAUCACAGAAAGGAACUGGGCAUCUACUGCUACUUAAGGAUUUCCGCAUAAUAUUCACUGAGUCAUUGCUCGCUUGUAUGUUGCAAAACGUUUCUUGUUUGAAGUGCAAGAGAGAAACGAGAACAGUUUUCUUGUUUUAUCACAGGUUUCUGUACAGGUUGAGUCUCAUGAACAGCAACAUUUUGUUGGAACCACUCGCUCUUUCACAAAUCUGAUUUUUUCGUUCGUGGUUAAUUAAUUAAUAGUAAUAAUAAUAAUAAUAAUAAUAAUAANUAAUAAUAAUAAUAAUAAUAACAAUUAUAAUAAUAUUUCAAUUAUUCGCUCGUAGACAAUGAUCUUUAUAUUGAAAUAUAUCUGUUGAUAUUUGUUUUAAAAUGUAGUUUUCUAUCUCUCUGCCCAUACUAAACGAGGGCGAAAAAGUCAAAGUGUUUAAUAUACAUUUUCCGCCUAAAUUGCGCGUGUAUUAAGUCUGUUAUGCCAGAUAAACCAUAAAAACCCUAUUGUAAAUAUGUACGUAGUUUGGAAAAUUAUUUUUGUGACGUAGUCGAUGAUUGGAACAAUAAUAUAGAAAUAUAUUGCAAGAAUUGUGUCAUAAGUAUUUUUAUACUGAAUAACACUUUUGCUUGAAAAUUGUAUGCUUUUAUCUGGUCAUACUAAGAAUAAACGCGCCAAAAUCAAAAUUCACUGAA
This is a messenger RNA of Orbicella faveolata, 3091 nucleotides long. RefSeq lists its product as uncharacterized. The record is from RefSeq and is a predicted model, not a curated record. NCBI's taxonomy places the organism in Eukaryota, Metazoa, Cnidaria, Anthozoa, Scleractinia, Merulinidae.